This is a messenger RNA of Amphiprion ocellaris (clown anemonefish), 1167 nucleotides long. RefSeq names its product coxsackievirus and adenovirus receptor homolog. Lineage: Eukaryota; Metazoa; Chordata; Actinopteri; Pomacentridae. The record is from RefSeq and is a predicted model, not a curated record. Bases 68 to 1141 code for a protein of 357 amino acids. The transcript is spliced from 8 exons.
ACUGCUGCUUGUUCCUUUGUAUUCCACCGACAGACAUUUGGAUGUAGCUUCUGCAUUCAGGAGCAGCAUGUUCAGACAAAGCUUCACUCAUCCGAGGACACCUUCCUGUUGGCUGUGUGUCUUAUUGUUGUGCGAUGCAGCUCUCUGGAGCACAGAAUUAAGGUGCACAGAAGCGAUGCAGGUGACGUCCACCGGCCCCCGGACCAUCCAGAAGGCCGAGGGGGAAAGUGUGACUUUGGGCUGCAGCUAUACGCCAAGUCCUUUUGACACCGGAGAGCUUGACAUCGAGUGGUCUGUGGUCAGUCCAGACACCACGCAGAAAGAUCAAAUGCUUAUAUCCUAUACCAGCGGCACUAAAUACUUGCACGAUCUUGCAAAAGGGCUCAGUUUUGCUGCUGGUGACCCCUCGGCUGGUGACGCUUCGCUCUCAAUCGCCGUACUGUCGCCUGCUCAUACUGCGACCUACCAGUGUAAAGUUAAGAAAUCACCUGGAGUGGAUACACUCAAGAUGUCUCUGGUGGUAAUGGUGAAGCCGUCUGUACCUAAGUGCUGGGUGGAGGGAGGGGAGCUGGUCGGAGAGGCUGCGUCGCUGCACUGUCAGUCGACAGAAGGCUCCACUCCCUUAAAGUACACUUGGAGGCGAGAAAUUGCAGGACCUAUCCCUGCUGCAGCCACACAGAACAGUGCAACCGGGGAGCUGAAAAUCAGCAACCACUCGCUGAGCUUUGCAGGAAUCUACAUCUGUGAGGUGAACAAUGCCGUUGGAUCCGAACGCUGCAGGAUCAACCUGAAAGCCAACAAAUCUCCAAACAGAGCUGCGGUGAUAGUCGGUACCACUGUGGGUUCGCUGCUUCUCAUCUUCAUCCUGCUGGUCUUCAUCGUGCUUCUUUGCUGGAAGUUCAACAGCAGACGUCGCUAUGAGAAGGAGUUCUCCAAUGAGAUCAGGGAGGACUCAGCGCCUCCGGACAGCCGUCCGGUCAGCCGUCGGAGCACCGGUCAGCGUCCAGAUGUGACUUAUUGUCCAGUGGAUGGGGCUGAGGUGAGCUCUUUCAGCGACGGAAGCCAAAACUCUCCCUCCAGCUUCACCCACGGACACAAGCCGGUCAUUCAAUAUGACAGCAAGUACGGAUACGCCGUGUGACAGCAGCUUUUUUUGUUUUUUGUUUU